This is a messenger RNA of Ostreococcus tauri, 858 nucleotides long. RefSeq lists its product as hypothetical. NCBI's taxonomy places the organism in Eukaryota, Viridiplantae, Chlorophyta, Mamiellophyceae, Mamiellales, Bathycoccaceae. Bases 1 to 858 code for a protein of 285 amino acids. The transcript has a single exon. The record is from RefSeq and is a predicted model, not a curated record.
AUGAUUGAAGCGUUUCGCGCGUUGUUCGCGCUGAAGCGUGGGCGUGACGAUGCGCAACAGAACGAGGAACAAGCGAAACGGCGCGCGGAGAUCGACGCGCGCGCGGUGGACUCGACGAGUGCCGGCGGUGCGUUCGACGGCGCAGGAGACACGGAAUUCGCUGAAAAACGCGACAAUGGCGUCGCGCGGGGGGGCCAGGGCACGAGUGGCGCCGAACCGACAGGUGGUGCGGACGAGAACCCGGCGGAGGAGGCGACGAACACGGGGAAGGGGAACCGGAAGUGCGUUCUGUGCAACCACGCCGUCGCCCGUCGCACUGUCAGUAUGUUCUUCGUCGGCACAUUGGUCAUUGACGUGUUUCAACCGAUUUUCGACCGAUACUCUCGCAUCAAAAAGAAGCGAAUCGGUACAAUUGAUAAAAAUCAGACAUUUCGUCAAGGCGACGGUUUGUGCGUAGCAUGUUCCGCGCUUUUUGAAGAUUGUGUUCGCUGCUGGCUCGAUUGGAAGUUUGAGUUGAUCGUUGACGCCGCGCGCAAGUUGAAGAUUUUGAGCGCGCACGUCCGCGACCACUUGGAUGGCAAGUUGCCGAGAUUUCGUGAUGUGGCCACACUCGCGCGAUGGGACCAUGAAGAUGAUGGGGAAAGAGACGGCGUUCCGGUUGGAAAAUUUUGGUACAGCUUAAACCACUCAACGGACAAAGAGCGACUGAAGCGUCGAAGCCAUCAAAGUCGUCGUCCGCGCGGACAGCUCUGGUACAACGGAAGUUUUCGCGACGGCGUUGAAAACUAUGGAUACCGAUCUUGGGAUACGAUUGGGUUCCGACUUGACUUUACCGAUUUGGCCAAUGGGGAGCUAUGA